AUGGAGCAGAGUGCACCACCAGAGGCCGAGGUGCAGGUCACUCCGCUGCCUGAUCCCGUAAAACCCGAGGACAUUGCGAUCGACGCGGACGAUGCUGCGACUGCUUCAGCUGCUGAGCCGACAGAAGCUGAGAACACCAUUUCGAAUGCAGUGGAGGAGACGGAGACCCACUCUGCCGAUGCGGCAGACGAUGAUGAGUCAGGCGCUGAAACCACCGCGCAAAAAGACGCAGUGGAAGAGCAGAACGACACGACUGAAGACGAUUCCAAUGUCGUUGAGCAUCCAUCGACCCCAGAAGAAGUGGAAGCCACUGGAGCUAUCACUGCAGCAAGUGAGGAUAAAUCUUCAUCUGCCGCUGAGGCGGAUGGAUCAAGUGACGUGAUCGCCACAGCUAACGAGAAGCCGGAAGAUCUGCCGUCUACAGACGCUCAGGGGGAUGCAGUCGAAGAUGCAUCUACACCAGAUGCCGUUAGUGAUAGUGAAGGUGCUGAGGAAACUGCAACAGCACAGGAAAAUGAGACUACGGUGGAGGACGCUGCAGUGAAGGAUCCGGCUACGACUGAUGAUACAGAAGACAAGCUGGAAGCUCCGUUAACCAUUGUGACACCAGCAACAGUUGCAGGUAGCGGCAAAGAGGAAGACCUGACACAUACAGAGACCAGUAAAUCGGAGGUGCCUGCAUUAUCGAUAGAUACUGACGCUCCCGCCAAUCCUGCUACUGAGGACCAGACGCCGGCUAAUGGUGUUGCGGUAAACAGCUUGAUUGCCGAUGGUGCAGUGGCAACACCCGAAGGAACCUUGCAAUAUCCCCAGGAACUGGAAUUGGCCUCACCUGCUGCGAUGCCCGAUCUUCUUGUUGCUGCUACUGACACUGAAACUGAGAACAGUAACGACCCGGUACCACUGGAAGCUGAUGCGAAAGAAUCCGAGCAGGACCAGGUAGAAAACGAUGAAAAGGCCGAGGAUGGUGAACACGCGACUAUCACUGCAGUGCCAGAGGAGCCUGCUAAGUCCACGCCUGUUGAUGCAAACCUGGAAGCGGUUCUCGAGAAGAUCCGUAACAAACUCACGUGUGAAUCAGUUGAAGUGUUGGAGUCUGGUGAGAUUCUGGCCCUACCCAAGGGCUGGUCAACUCGAAAGAGUAAAACUAAUGACGGCAAGACGUACUAUGUAUCGCCUUACGGCCACACGCAAUGGCUGCGUCCUCCAAUGAAGACCGGGGUCAUUUACAAAUGGGUACAUGAGAUCGAGGUGACAUUUGGACCGGGUCGACUGGGACUCAACCUGAAGCAAAUCGCUGGUAUUCCUGGUACAGUAUUUACUGACCUACAAGUUCACAUCGCUGAGAUCUACAAGCUUCCGAAUGGAAUGGCAAGUCCUGCAGAGAUUUAUAACUGGAGUGUCAAGCCGGAAAAGCGUCUUGAAGUGAAUAUGCGAGUGACGAUGAUGAAUGGCAUCUCACUGACGGGUUACACGUACUCUGAAGUACUGGAACUGCUCGCUAGGAUGGUGCGUCCUGUCCGUAUCAAGUUCGCAGAUAUUACUAAAGGUAUUGUGGGUCGAGUGGAGGAGGAGAUUCCACACGAGGAAACUGAAGAAGUAAAAGAGGCCCGAGCUGCUCGAGUGAUGCAAAACUCUCUGCGUUCGGAGUAUUUCCAGAUCUUGGUGUCGUGCGAACUUCAUAAACAAGUGUGGGCGGCGACUAAGCGCCGUAUGCGCUUGAAGAUGAUUGAAAUGGAAAAGAAAACCGAAGUGAUGGAGUCGCAAGUCGAAGCAGGGCUGCAACACCAGGAAUCUCUUGAGAAGGAGCGUGAGAACCUGAUCCAGGAAGCAGCUACACUGAAAGAAAUGAUCGAGCAAUUGGACAAGCAAACAGCCGGAGAAAUUGAAUCACCCGAGGUGCUACGGACAGCUGAGCUGACGCAGCGAACUGCGGAGCUUGAGAAGGAGGUGACUGAAAUCAUCGCUGAAAAUGACGAGCUGCAGGCUUCACGCAUCCAAAUCGAGGAGACGCUGGAUGAUUUGCAACUGGAGUUGGACGCAUAUGGAGACCUUGACGUGGAGCUGAAUGGCCAGCAAGAGAUUAAGUUUUUUUCUCCUGCAUUUUUGGGCUCUAUGGUGCAUAGAGGGUCGAUCGAUACUCGCGCUGAAGAUGCACGUGAGCGGCUUCUCGAGAAGAUUAAGGCGCAACACAGUCAUCUUGAAGAAGAGAUCAAACUGGAAGAAGAACGAACGAAAUUUGUGGAAUCAGAAAUCAACCAGUUUAAGAAGCAGAUGGACGUGGCAGCAGAGGCAGUUAAGCGUGAAGAUGCCUUUAUUAGCGGCGAGCGUCCGCCUCAAAUGAUCUUCUUGGAGAAUAAGAUCGCCUUGUUGAGAAAGAAUUUGCGGGAGACGGUGGCUGGAAUAGCGAACGCAGGCAAGAGUGGUGACCAGCAGCAGGCCGACAAUCUAUCUCUCCGACGAGCAGACCUGAAGGAUGAUCUGAAGUCGGCACUUGACGAAAUGCGACGAAUGGAGAACGAACUGAACGUGUUCUUCGAUGUUGAUGAAGGCAAAGAAGUGAAGCUGCUGCGCUCGGAUUCGAUCGUCGACACAGUAGAUAUUGACCAGGCCCCACACGAACGCGCAUCGGAAUCGUCUCGACUGCAAAACAAGUUGACAAAACUUCAGAUGCAGUUGCACGAUACCGUUGUUCAGCUCGCGAAGGCAGCAGGUGAGAAGGACGAGACGCGUAAGAGCGAGUUAGGCCAGCGGCGAUUGCAGCUGAAGGACGAGAUGAAGGUUGUGCAAGAUCAGUUCCAGCUACUAACAAACGGAACUCUUAAUGUGGCGGUCAAGAACAAGGAGUCCUCGUACCUGAGACCCUCAGUUGUUGGCCCACCGACACUGCAGGAUGUUCCUCGGCGAUCUACCGGUGGUUCUCGAGCAUCAAUUGGUGGCAUCCGCGCCUCAAUUAGUGGCAGCAGAGCGUCCAUGGCUGCUGGUCGAGCUUCAAACAAUAGCAGACCGUCAGAGAGCGUGCAGAGAGGCUCGGAACGCUAUGAUCCCAACGUCAGUCGCCGAAGCAGCAGCAGUGCCUCACUCACGCAGUCUUAUGACUCAAACUCGAACCAGAUGCCUCGAGAUGGUACACUGCCGGUAAUGAGCGGUACCUUACGAAAACACCCAACACACUCCAACGAGAAGGGGGCAUUCGGCAACAUGUCACUACGUGGCGUUCGUGAACGAUGGUGCAACAUCGAGCCUGAUGGAUAUCUUCGAUACUACAAGCGGGAGGGCGAUCGUGAACCUCGUGGUGCGAUCCCUUUGAAGCACAAGUCUCUAGAGAUUCUGCAUGGGAAGGGGGUGGGUAAACCGAACGAGUUUGUGAUCUGUUCACCCACGCACCAGACGCGGAUGGUUGCCAAGACACGUGACGAUAUGCUCAAGUGGGUGAUGAUGCUGGAACUUGCACACGCGUAUUUCAUGCAGCAAGGUCGUGGAUCUACCGAUGGUGGAAACGCACCAGGGAGCGUCUCCUCCUCUGUCGGUAGCAAUGCUGACCAUCUCGCCAACGCAACGUCGCCCGGGUCAGCAGACGCAGAGCUCGUGUAUCGAAACCAACGCGCUACGCUCGGCUUCUAA
Phytophthora nicotianae INRA-310 is the source of this 3624-nucleotide messenger RNA. RefSeq lists its product as hypothetical. The transcript has a single exon. NCBI's taxonomy places the organism in Eukaryota, Oomycota, Peronosporomycetes, Peronosporales, Peronosporaceae. The record is from RefSeq and is a predicted model, not a curated record. Gene Ontology annotation, molecular function: protein binding. Bases 1 to 3624 code for a protein of 1207 amino acids.